This is a messenger RNA of Equus quagga, 8043 nucleotides long. RefSeq names its product integrin subunit alpha 9 (gene ITGA9). Gene Ontology annotation, biological process: cell-matrix adhesion; cell-cell adhesion; integrin-mediated signaling pathway. The transcript is spliced from 28 exons. NCBI's taxonomy places the organism in Eukaryota, Metazoa, Chordata, Mammalia, Perissodactyla, Equidae. Gene Ontology annotation, cellular component: external side of plasma membrane; integrin complex. Bases 475 to 3582 code for a protein of 1035 amino acids. The record is from RefSeq and is a predicted model, not a curated record. Gene Ontology annotation, molecular function: integrin binding.
GCAGCUGUGGAGAGGAUUAGGGUCGCCGGGACCCCAAGCGCCCAGGGCGCGGCGGGGAGGUGGGGCCGCCGGAGGCUUCCUGGCGGGUCCCGCGCUCUCUCCGGCCAGCUAGGCGCGUGGGGCUCGCGGCCCGCAGGGGGCGCCGCUGCGCCGUCCCGCCGCCGGCAGCCCAGGCCGCCCACCCCGCGGGCGCGCCUCUCCGCAGUCCAGAGCCGCCCGGCCCGGGACCCGCUCGCCGAGCGCGCAGACUUCUCGGCUGGACUGAGGACGCCGCCCGCUCCGGGCCGGCCGUGUGCUCGCCUUCGGCGUCCGCUCGGCCUACCGCCCCCGGCCCGGCGCCGCAUCCCGCCCGUGCCCGAGUGCAGAGCUCCAGCCCCGGGAGCCUCCCGGCCGUCGGCGGACCCCGCGGCCCCGCCGCCGGUGCGCUCGGCGCCCUGCUCGCGGGGCAGAGGGGAGGGCGGCGGCCGGCUGGGGAUGGGCGGCCCGGCGGCGCGGAGGGGCGCCGGGGGACUCCGCGCGCUGCUCCUGGCGCUGGUGGCCGCGGGGACCCCCGCGGGCGCCUACAACCUCGACCCGCAGCGCCCCGUGCGCUUCCAGGGGCCCGCCGGUUCCUUCUUCGGCUACGCGGUGCUGGAGCAUUUCCACGACAACACGCGCUGGGUCCUUGUGGGUGCGCCAAAGGCAGAUUCCAAGUAUAGCACUUCAGUGAAGUCCCCCGGGGCUGUGUUUAAGUGCCGCAUCCACACCAACCCUGACCGGAGAUGCACCGAACUGGACAUGGCUCGAGGGAAGAAUCGGGGCAUGUCCUGUGGAAAGACCUGCCGGGAAGACCGGGAUGAUGAGUGGAUGGGGGUGAGCCUGGCCCGGCAGCCCAAGGCCGAUGGCCACGUGCUGGCCUGUGCCCACCGCUGGAAGAACAUCUACUAUGAAACAGACCACAUCCUGCCCCACGGCUUCUGUUACAUCAUCCCGUCCAACCUCCAGGGCAAAGGCAGGAUGCUGAUCCCUUGCUAUGAAGAGUACAAGAAGAAGUACGGAGAGGAACACGGCUCCUGCCAGGCUGGGAUAGCAGGUUUCUUCACCGAGGAGCUGGUGGUGAUGGGCGCCCCGGGGUCAUUUUAUUGGGCUGGAACGGUCAAAGUGCUGAACCUUACGGACAACACCUAUUUCAAAUUGAAUGAUGAAGCGAUCAUGAACAGACGGUACACGUACCUGGGUUAUUCAGUUACCGCUGGCCACUUCUCACACACGUCUUCCACCGAUGUGGUGGGAGGUGCCCCACAGGACGAAGGCAUCGGAAAGGUUUAUAUUUUUAGAGCUGACCGAAGAUCAGGCACCUUAAUUAAGAUUUUUCAGGCAUCAGGUAAAAAGAUGGGCUCUUACUUCGGCUCCUCCUUAUGCGCAGUUGACCUGAAUGCGGACGGCCUCUCUGACCUGCUGGUGGGGGCCCCCAUGUUUUCUGAGAUCAGGGACGAAGGGCAGGUCACCGUCUACAUCAACAGAGGAAAUGGAGCCCUCGAGGAGCAGCUGGCCCUGACUGGGGAUGGCGCCUACAACGCACACUUUGGGGAAAGCAUCGCCAGCCUGGACGAUCUUGAUGAUGAUGGCUUCCCAGAUGUGGCCAUUGGUGCACCCAAGGAGGAUGACUUCUCCGGGGCGGUCUAUAUCUAUCAUGGCGAUGCCAGUGGGAUAAUCCCUCAGUACUCAAUGAAACUGUCGGGGAGGAAGAUAAGUCCUGUACUACGGAUGUUUGGUCAGUCCAUAUCAGGAGGCAUUGAUAUGGAUGGAAAUGGCUAUCCUGAUGUAACUGUUGGAGCCUUCAUGUCUGACAGUGUGGUUCUUCUAAGGGCAAGACCUGUCAUUACGGUCGACGUCUCCAUCUUCCUCCCAGCCUCCAUCAACAUCACGGCGCCUCAGUGUCACGAUGGACAGCAGCCUGUGAACUGCCUGAACGUCACCGCCUGCUUUAGCUUCCACGGCAGUCACGUUCCGGGAGAAAUCGGCUUGAAUUAUGUUCUGACAGCUGAUGUGGCCAAAAAGGAAAAGGGCCAGUUGCCCAGGGUCUACUUUGUGUUGCUGGGAGAGUCUGUGGGUCAGGUCUCAGAGAAGCUGCAGCUGGUCCACAUGGAGGAGACGUGUCAUCAGUACGUGGCCCACGUGAAGCGGAGAGUACAGGACGUCAUCAGCCCGAUCGUGUUUGAAGCAGCCUACAGCCUGGGUGAGCAUGUGACUGGAGAGGAGGAGCGAGAGCUGCCGGCUCUGACACCAGUGCUCCGCUGGAAAAAGGGGCAAAAGAUUGCCCAAAAGAAUCAGACUGUUUUUGAAAGGAAUUGCCGUUCUGAGGACUGUGCCGCUGACCUGCAACUUCGGGGUCAAUUACUGCUCUCCGGCAUUGAUGAGAAAACCCCAUAUCUAGCUUUGGGGGCUGUGAAGAAUAUCUCCCUAAACAUCUCCAUCUCCAACCUCGGAGAUGAUGCCUAUGAUGCCAAUGUGUCCUUCAAUGUUUCCCGGGAGCUCUUCUUCAUCAACAUAUGGCAGAAGGAGGAAAUGGGCAUUUCCUGUGAACUGCUGGAAUCGGACUUCCUCAAAUGCAGCGUGGGAUUUCCUUUCAUGAGGUCGAAGUCGAAGUAUGAAUUCAGUGUGAUCUUUGAUACAAGCCACCUGUCUGGGGAAGAAGACAUUCUUAGCUUCAUCAUUACUGCUCAGAGUGGCAACGUGGAACGCCCUGAAUCCUUGCACGACAACACCCUCAUGCUGACGGUGCCGCUGAUGCACGAAGUGGAUACGUCCAUCACGGGAAUCAUGUCUCCAACCUCCUUUGUGUAUGGCGAGUCUGUGGACGCAUCCAAUUUCAUUGAGCUGGACGACCUGGAAUGUCAUUUCCAGCCCCUCAACGUCACUCUUCAGGUCUAUAACACUGGGCCAAGCACCCUUCCUGGGUCAUCUGUUAGCAUCUCUUUCCCCAAUCGACUGUCAUCUGGAGGUGCAGAGAUGUUUCACGUCCAGGAGAUGGUGGUGGGCCAAGAGAAAGGAAACUGUUCUUUCCAGAAAAACCCAACCCCCUGCAUCAUCCCUCAAGAACAAGAAAAUAUCUUCCAUACGAUAUUUGCUUUUUUCACAAAAUCUGGAAGAAAAGUCUUGGACUGUGAAAAACCAGGAAUUUCUUGCCUAACAAUGCACUGUAACCUUAGUGCACUUGCUAAAGAAGAAAGUCGUACUAUAGAUAUUUACAUGCUGCUGAACACAGAAAUAUUGAAGAAGGACAGUUCAUCUGUCAUUCAGUUCAUGACCCGUGCCAAGGUGAAGGUGGAUCCAGCCCUAAGGGUGGUGGAGAUAGCCAAUGGCAACCCAGAAGAGAUAGCGGUGGUCUUCGAGGCCUUGCAUAACCUGGAGCCCCGAGGCUACGUCGUGGGAUGGAUCAUUGCCAUAAGUUUGCUGGUAGGAAUCCUCAUCUUCCUGCUGCUGGCUGUACUGCUCUGGAAGAUGGGCUUCUUUCGCCGAAGGUACAAAGAAAUUAUUGAAGCUGAGAAGAACCGGAAAGAGAACGAAGACAGUUGGGACUGGGUCCAGAAAAACCAGUGACCUGCCACGCCAGUCACGUGACCCAAUCAUUCGCCUGUCAUCCUUGAUCUUUGUAUCUUCCAUAUUUGGAAGAAAGAAUCUUCUCCAGAUUUUUCGGAGGCCCCACUGAUGCUGUUCUCUUCUUCAUUCUAUUAAGCCCAGGUGCCAACCUGAGGCAGCCACUUUGGCCAGGUCACAUGACUGAAGCCACCACCACUUCCUUUUAAAGAUGAACUCUGAACUUUGGAAAGCAGGCUACAGAGCCGAGCAAUAUUUAUGGAUGCAACAUGCGUGGUCAACCCUCAGGGGAAAACUGUUAGUUAAAAGUAUUUUUAUAAAUAUAAGCCUUUUAUACUGAUUAUGUCUUUAUAUUUGUAUCGAUGUUUUAUUAUUUCUAUUAAAUAGUUAUAUAAUUCACUCAAGCACUGAUAUCUGGCCUGAAAUCUUGGAAAUACAUGUACAUUCAUACAAAUUUUAAAGGAUAAAAAUCUUAUUGUACUUUGGAACUUGCUGUUAAAAAAGACUUGCAGAGAAAAUAAUCUGAAGAAACCUCGAGUAAUGAAUCCACCAAGCGGCGGUGCUGCAUAUAAACUGUGGUUGUGGCAAGACCCCUAAGACAUUUCACAUCUUUAUUGCCUGGAGUCAAGUUUGAAGUAAUGUGCUAAAGAACUGUAAGUGUUUUUUCAUAUGUACCUUUCGUUGGAAGAUUCCCAACAGGAAUUUGGAUGGAAAAACCUGAUUCCUAGCAACAGGUCUGCUCUGCAUCACCUUUAUAUAGCAGACAUCUCAUCCUCCUUCUCCUUGGAUUAAUAGAUGAAAGCUUGGAGCAGUGCCAGGUGGUCAUCUGGUAAACCUCAGAAUGGCAUCUCAUCGUGGACAUCAUGCAUCAGAGUCCACGCACCACAAGGACUAAAUCAGUGCCCACCAAGCAAAGACUUGUAUCUGAAUGCUGUGAUGUGUUGCCUUUUCAUGGUAAUUUGAAUUCAGAGGUCUCCAUUUCUAUCACUCUUGCUAUCCCAGCCAAUGGUAAUUGCGGAUUCCUUCCCAGAGAUGACCAUUCAACCUGUCCUUAUUUAAAAAAAAAAAUAGUGGGGUUCCCAAGAUGCAGAUCCUGAGGCAAGGAUUGGCAUGCAAGUAACAUAUUAAGGAAGUGUUCCCAGGGCACAUCAGGAAGGAAGUGAGGGAAGCAGGACGGGGAAGGAAGCCAGGGAAGGGUGCCGUUUCAGGAAAGGUCCCGUGGAGGGUAGCUUCAGCGUGAUCCUGCAGGGGAGCUCUGGAGAAUAACUUAUGCCUCAGAGUUGUCCCAACCUGAGGCAAGGGAGCUGAGCUUUCGUAUUCUUGCACCCGGGGGAGAUGUAAAGUUUCUGCUCUCAGUUCCUGCUGGCAAAAUGGCUCCAGUAGCUCAGAGGCAGUUCUCUAAAGGAGAGCUGCACCCUCAAUCUGGGGAGGCACAGAGAAAUGAUGCACAGGGAUCUGGGCGUAGCACUGACGUCCUCCCCCAGCCCCUGCACGUGUGAAUGCUCAGUUAUGGCCUUCAAUAUCCAAGGUCUCUAUUUGACACUGUUUAUUAUCAGACGCACUGUGCUGCCCAGUUUUGAGUGCAAUGUGACUUCCUAAAAGGGCAAUGAGAUGAUGGAUGUAGCAUGCUCAGCACAGCGCCUGGCCCGUAGAGAACACUCAAUAACUGUUAGCAGCUAUGGCUGCUGUUACCACUGCUGGAUAAACAUCUGGUAAGAGAGAGAACAUGUGGCUAAAAGCAGGAUCUAACAGAGUCCUUAAUGGCUUAUUACAGCCUGCUCAAGCCCCAGGUAUGUACAGAGGACAUCAAAUGGGCAUGAAACAAGAAACAAGACCAAGGAUCUUUCUUAUAGGACCUUGCUUACUGGAAGCUAACAUGUUGCCGGGGGUCUGUGAACAUUGUUGAAAAGACAUAGAACUCAAGUUCAGGGGAGACAGACUUUCUAUACACAUACUUGGCUAAUACUUAGAAACAUAUCUAAAGUUUUGGCAGAAUUAUAAGGGUGCUGGGCCGUUGCAAACCUGGCAUGGAAUGUGUGUCUUUUCAUUUCUUAUGCAAUUGACUCUGAUACAGGAAGAUAAUGAAUGUAUCGUGCUUCCCAGAGGAUUAACGGCAUGAACUAGACUGAUCUUAGAAUGAGGUUGAGGAUGUUCUGACAGAGGGAUGGAGACACAGAGGUAGCUACAGUGCGAAUGCAGGCAAAGAAACCAGUUCUCCGAGUUUACCUAUGAGUUUACUCAAAAGUAAUAAAGCAGUGUUGAGUGAGUUUUAGUCACUCAUUUAUCAUAUUUAUGGGGUCCCUGCUGUGUGUCAGGCACUGUGCUAGGUGCUAGGUUCCCCAGAGAACACCACAAGCACAUUUUGCCUGGGGGAGGCAAGCCUUCCUGCGAUGGACUCCUUUAUGAGACCUCAUUUGCAGCUUUCCUUUGCUGGACUCUUGUUCAUUGUGUCAUGUCGUCCUUUAAUAAAUCAUUUAGGAUUCUUAGGCAGUAGGCUUGGGAUGGCUCCAUCAGCAGCUUUGGCCACAUGCAUUUACAGCCACUAACCAGCCUCCUGCAGGGGUGCAGACACAUUGGUGACAGUGUAGAAGGGUGACUCACAGGCCCCCAGUUCUGCCAACCAAGGGGAAAGCCUCAUCUGGGGAAGGGCAGGCUCCUGGGAGCAGUCUCAGAGCUGGGAUCCAUUUGUUUCUGGUUGAUUCUGAAUGGUAGACCCACAUGAGUGGGCACAUACCCAGGAGAUUACUAAGACUUCAUAAGGCAGUUUUUUAAAAAAUCGUACAUGGCAUCACCAGGAGCAAAUACUGGCAGCCACUCUAGAACCUGUUUGGGGAAGGACAGUGCCUCUGCUUGUCUGAUCGUGCUGAGUAGCAGGUGGGGCAGCAGGCACGGAGGAGUCAACCAUUUAGAACAGUGAUAGAGAAAGAAGUCAAGCAGAUUAUUAGCACUCUCUCAAUUUGGGCGGUUCACCAGCUCCAUCCAGCUCGGAGCCCUCUCAGGAAAAGCAGACACAAUGAGUUGGUGUGUCUGUUAUUUCCCUAGAAUAUUCUUUUAAAAUUCCACAGUGCCUUCCAGUUUCCACCUUUCCUGCUUCCAUGAGUUCACUGUGGAAUCCUAUAGGAUAUUCUCUUGCAGAGCAUUAUUUCAGUCCACUUUAACUUUUAGUCGUGUAUUCACUAUGGUUUUAAACAACGGUCAGAAUGAUUGAGAUGCUUUUUAAAUAUGGAAAAAGACCUUUAUAAAAAUCCAGUAAAAUAAUGCCCCUUUUUGACAAAUGAUUCACUUAUGCUCAAUUUACCUGGGACUCACAAGUUUGGACUAUCCCGAAAGUGAGCCUUGGACCUGUCACAAAGAAGCCAGGAAGUUUAGAAACAAGAGGACACUCAUAGGAGUGAGUGGGUCCAGUAGCUUCAUGGUGACUGGCAGACACACAACCAAAAUCACUUGCUACUGAGGUCGCUGAGGCUUUCCCAGUCAAUUCUUCAGGAAAGUUCCAUCAUCAUCACCAAUUUUAUCAGCAUUCUGAAUUUUGGUAAACUUUGUAGGAAAUCCGAUAGAAAGUCCUUCUUCACUGGGUCAUGCAUAGCCUGCAGCUCUUGAGCCAAAGGCAAGGAGGUUAAAAACAAACAGAAAACCAACAGGUCUCCUGGAAACAUCUGGGACUCGUUUUCAAUGCGGAAGUGGAUCCCUCAAGUGAUAUGUGUGCUGUAUGCUACCUGUUGAACCCAAGCAUGGUAAUUUUUUAAAAGCUUAUUCUAUUCUUUUAUUUUUGGAUGAGGCAUUAUGACCAAGUGAACACAGCUGCUCAUGGGUUACAUGUGAAACCUACACCUGAUGAACCUAUGCCUGAUUCAAACGUCCCAAAAUUUAGAGGCACUGCAAAGGAUUGUUAUUGGAGGAAAUGGCCCUUUAACAGACAAAAGGCAGAAAAUGAGUGUCAUUUCGGAGAUGCUCCAAGUAUGCAGAGUUUUAGUCGAUGUUUUGUUUGCUAUAUAGAGCAAUAAUAUACACAGUGGAGAAUAUUUUCUGAAACAAAGAAUCGUUGAAGGGAGGAUACAGAGCCAGUAGGGCCAAAAUGAACCUUCUAGAAUGUCUUCUGAUUUUCAGCAAAUUGUGGGGAUAAUGAACAAAUCUUCCAUGUGGUGCAACGCUUUAUAGCACAAUGAUCUAGAUUUCAGACCUUGUUAAUGUUUUUUAGAAUUCUAAUGUGCACGGUGUGACUGGCAGAGUGAGUUUAAAAGCUUUAAGAGUGAUUAUUGCAUGGCAGGCACCCACGCUAACUUCACUUCCAGAACUUGACGCAUCCAUGUACGUUUCCGUUGAGGAAUUCGGGCGGGAGGGGUGUUCCUCCUCAUAAGGUCACGUGUAUUAAAGUCUAUGCAGUCACUUCUAAUUCACUUGCACUGUUUGGGGAAUGCAGGUUUACAAAAAUACAUGUUUGGAAUAAAAAAUGACUGCGAAUGA